AUGGCCCGGAAGAAGUCCGGCAACAAGAAGAAAUCAGGUGGCAAUGGUAAACCACGUCCUUCUGGGGCUGGAGGUCCGAGUAAUUCUACGCCGUCCGCCACGCCGGCUACACUUGCUUUUACCAUCGCUGCGCCGGCCGCAUUCUGGAACGCGGUGUCUGAACAGGAUGUUCCAGCAGACUUGGAUGUGGACUUUGAGGCAAACCCAGCACCAGCUUUGGCGACGGGAGUGAUUGAGUCAAAUGCCGUACUCGAACUGAUGCAAUGGUUUGCCAAGGGCGUGGCGGCGUCGAAUUCUUCCGCCGCCAAGAUAGAGUUUGCGGCCUCUCUUUCGAAAGAUGAACGGGCUGCCGUACACACCACCAUCACCUCGUCGGCGGAACUGUCCUCCGUGCUGGAGAGUGUGAGCGAGGGGGUGGGGGACCAGCGCCGGCUGACGGUGCUCAAGAAGGGUUGUGCGCCCUCUCGACCUUCUAUUGGCCCUGAGCUUUUGGAACUGGCUGCCACGCUCUACAAAUGGGCACGGGAUUCCGGUGAGGCGGCUUUCACUUGCUACAACUUGAGCACAUCUUUUUCUCGAGUAAUCAUUUUCUGCGCCGUAUAUUGGAUACGAAUGGACGCCGAGCAGUCUGACGUGGUGGAGAUGUCUAGAUUGGUCGAGGCGGAUGACGCGGCUGGGGUUUCGGAGCUUUUGAAGGCCAAGCCAGGCCUGUGUGGGGCUGUGAACAGUCGUACGGGGCAGCCGCCUCUGCACACGGCGGCCAGGCUGGGGAAGGUGGCGGCGUUGCGGGCGCUGGCGGCGGCUGGAGCAAAGCUGGAAGACAAGGACGCGCACGGCCGUACGGCGCUUGCGAUUUCAAGGACUUUCGAGCAGUGCGACGUGGAGGCUGUUUUGCUGCAGCUGGGAGCUCACGACCCGGAGGCAGGUCGCUUCCCACUGAACAAGGCGGCGGCGGACCUGGCGGCGGCGAAGGCACCGGUGGCGGCGGCGGCAGUCGUGCCACAUGUGGUGCCACCGGCAGCGGGUUUCGGAGCUGACGCGGUGCCAGCGCAGGUGCAGGCAGAGGCCAUUGACUCAGUGCCGGUGCCUACUGCAUCCCUACCUGCCGCGCCGGAGGUUGCGAUCGGACCUGCGGCGGAGGCGGAGGAGCCGCAACCCGGGCCCGAGGCGGCGGAGGCGGAGGCGGCGGAGGCGGCAGAGCCAGUUUCGGGACCUGCCGUGGUAACGGCGGAGGCAGAGUCAAAGCCUGGGUCGGCGGCGACGACGGCCGUGAAUCAGCAGCAUGCAUCGGCGGCAACGCCGGUGCCGGCAGCGCAUUCAGAUCCAGCACCGUCAGCGGCGGAAGCCGAGCAGGCUCCGACGGGGACGAUGGAAUCUGAAUCCGAGGCUAUGUCUACGGCAGCAGCGGCGACGCCAGAGCCCGAGCCUGUGCCGGCGGCAGCGGCGACGCCAGAGCCCGAGCCUGUGCCGGCGGCAGCGGCGACGCCAGAGCCCGAAUCUGUACCGGCGGCAGCGACGAAAUCAGAGCCCGAGCCUGUGGCUGCGGCGACGCCCGAGCCCGAGCCCGUAUCUACGGCAGCGGCGACGCAAGAUCCCGAGCCUGUGCCGGCGGCAGCGGCGACGCCAGAACCCGAGCCUGUGCCAGCGGCGACACCAGAGCCCGAGCCUGUGCCGGCGGCAGCGGCGACGCCAGAGCCCGAGCCUGUGCCGCCGGCAGCGGCGACGCCAGAGCCCGAGCCCGUAUCUACGGCAGCGGCGACGCCAGAGCCCGAGCCUGUGCCAGCGGCAGCGGCGGCGCGGGAGCCCGAGCCUGUGCCAGCGGCAGCGGCGACGCCAGAGCCCGAGCCUUUGCCGGCGUCAGCGGCGACGCCAGAGCCCGAGCCUGUAAAGACGGUAGCGGCGACGCCAGAUCCCGAGCCUGUGCCGGCGGCAGCGGCGACGCCGGAGCCCGAGCCUGUGCCGGCGGCAGCGGCGACGCCAGAGCCCGAGCCUGUGCCGGCGGCAGCGGCAACUUCAGAGCCCGAGCCUGUAAAGACGGUAGCGGCGACGCCAGAUCCGCCUGUGCCGGCGGCAGCGGCGACGCCGGAGCCCGAGCCUUUGCCGGCGGCAGCGGCAGCGGCGACGCCAGAGCCUGUGCCUGUGCCAGCGGCAAAUUCAGAGCCCGAGCCUGUGCCGGCGGCAGCGGCAGCGGCGACGCCAGAGCCCGAGCCUGUGCCGGCGGCAGCAGCGACGCCAGGGCCCGAGCCUGUGCCGGCGGCUGCGACAGCGGCGACGCCAGAGCCCGAGCCUGUGCCAGCGGCAGCGGCAACGGCGACGCCCGAGCCCGAGCCUGUACCGGCGGCAGCGGCAGCGGCGACGCCAGUGCCCGAGCCUGUGCCGGCGGCAGCGGCGACGCCAGUGCCCGAGCCUGUGCCGGCGGCUGCGGCAGCGGCGACGCCAGAGCCCGAGCCUGUGCCAGCGGCAGCGGCAACGGCGACGCCCGAGCCCGAGCCUGUGCCGGCAAAAGCGGAGACGCCCGAGCCCGAGCCUGUGCCAGCGGCAGCGGCCACGCCCGAGCCCGAGCCUGUACAGACGGUAGCGGCGACGCCAGUGCCCGAGCCUGUGCCGGCGGCAGCGGCGACGCCAGUGCCCGAGCCUGUGCCCGAGCCUGUGCCGGCAGCAGCGGCCACGCCCGAGCCCGAGCCUGUGCCGGCGGCAGCAGCGACGCCAGUGCUCGAGCCUGUGCCCGAGCCUGUGCCGGCAAAAGCGGAGACGCCCGAGCCCGAGCCUGUGCCAGCGGCAGCGGCCACGCCCGAGCCCGAGCCUGUACAGACGGUAGCGGCGACGCCCGAGCCCGAGCCUGUGCCAGCGGCAGCGGCGACGACAGUGCCCGAGCCCGAGCCUGUGCCCGAGCCUGUGCCGGCAGCAGCGACGACGCCCGAGCCUGAGCCCGAGCCUGUGCCGGCGGCAGCGGCGGCGCCGGAGCCCGAGCCUGUGCCGGCGGCAGCGGCGAAAUCAGAGCCCGAGCCUGUGGCUGCGGCGACGCCAGAGCCCGAGCCCGUAUCUACGGCAGCGGCCACGCCCGAACCCGAGCCUGUGCCGGCGGCUGCGGCGACGCCAGAGCAAAAGCCAGUGGUGGAGGCGACGUUAGAGGCAGAGCCUGCUCCCGGAGCCGCGGUGCCGUCGGAGACGGAGCCUGCGAUGCCGGUAGCAGCCGUGGUGGCAGAGCCAAGGCCUGCAGUGCCGGGCCCUGCUGUUUCCGUGGCGGCGGAUUCCGCGCCUGUGGGAGCAGGGUUGGCACGGGGCCUUGCAACGGCGGUAACGGAAAAGGUUGAGCCUUCGCCAGCGGCGGCGGCAGAGAAGCCAGUGGGGGCCAUGCAGACUUCAGUGGCGGCGGCAGUGGAGGAAUCUGACCCGUCAGCUAAGGUGCCGGAGCCACGUUCUUUGCCGCAUUUAGAUUUCAAGCGCCCUGCUCAAGUUGCAGGUCUAUUGUUACCAGUGGCGAAGGUCCCCAAGGCGAAUGAGGACGCGCCGGCGGCGGCGGCAUUCCAGUCAGUGGCGGCAACAGCGCCGUGCCCGUCGGACGGGGCAGUAGCGGCAACAGCCGUCAAGGCCGCUCCAGCUGCCGCGACCGCCACCAAGGCGCCCGCCGCUGCCGCCGUCAAGGGCUCUAAGGACGAGGACGCGCCGUCGGCGCCCGCCACGCCGGCAGUGGCGGCCGGUGCGCCGGUCGCGGCCACACCGGCUGUCGUCGCCAUCCGCCGUCGCAGCUUUCGGAGCGUUCAGACGGCGAGUGAGCUGAAGAAGGUCAAUCCAGCUGCAAAUGUCGCACUGAACUUCUUCGCCCAGAUCCAAAAGGUGGUUUCGGAGGGUACGGCGUGGGCGUCCCGUCACACCCGUUUUGUGGCGUACAUUGGAGGGCAUGCAUGCGUGCGCGCGUGCACAUCAUGAGUUGACACCACCCUGACUACGUUAUCCAGCUCGGUAAAUAUCGAACAUACGCGCGCCGCUCAUGUGUAUUUCUUGGGCGGACAAGUAGCUAUAUACCAUAAUCCGAGCAUAAUAGCACAUCCGAGUGAUUGAGAUUUUGGCGGCGAUCUUGAACCGCCAUCUCGAGCAUGUUAAGCCGUAGGAUUUGAAUUUUCUUCUUUUUUGUAAAGCUGUAUUUCUUUUCCAGCAGCUUCAUGUGGUCAUUAGGGUUAUAUAGGUUUUAGCAGCGCGUUUUGUAGACUUUCCACAGAUACAAUACGCUGAUUGCUUUUUUCAAAAUGCACGGAUGCCUUGGUUGAUAUGCAGGCCUGUCAAUACAAUCUGGUAUGUUGUCGCGCAUCUGAUGGCGACCCCGGACCCUGAUGCACAACUGUAUGUGCCGAUGCGAUAAUGCAUGUUUGCAUGUUGGCAGGUGUCGUAAGGUAGGGUACGGUGUAUAUUUAGGAUAGGUUCCGUUAGUGGUUGAUUAAAGAACGAAAAGCGGAGCAGUUGGAGAA
Molecule: messenger RNA, 4466 nt
Organism: Volvox carteri f. nagariensis
Lineage: Eukaryota; Viridiplantae; Chlorophyta; Chlorophyceae; Chlamydomonadales; Volvocaceae
Exons: 9
Coding region: 1-3930 (1309 amino acids)
Molecular function (GO): protein binding; nucleic acid binding
Source: RefSeq, a predicted model, not a curated record